Sphaerodactylus townsendi is the source of this 6354-nucleotide messenger RNA. RefSeq names its product La ribonucleoprotein 4B (gene LARP4B). The record is from RefSeq and is a predicted model, not a curated record. Bases 454 to 2652 code for a protein of 732 amino acids. Gene Ontology annotation, biological process: positive regulation of translation. Lineage: Eukaryota; Metazoa; Chordata; Lepidosauria; Squamata; Sphaerodactylidae. Gene Ontology annotation, molecular function: mRNA 3'-UTR binding. The transcript is spliced from 17 exons. Gene Ontology annotation, cellular component: cytosol; cytoplasmic stress granule.
UCCGCCGGCGGAGGCGGGACUUCCGCCCGGAGCCGGAAGCGGGGCUCGUGGGUCUCCCUGGCGCUCUCUCCCUCUCAUAUGCGAGCGGAUUCUGGCUGCUGCCGCUUCUUGGCGUCGAGACCUUCCCGCCGCCGCCUCCUCCUCCUCCUCCUCUGUCUCCCGCCUCUCCUCUGCGCCCUUCCCCUCCCGCCGGCCGCUCGCGCCGCCGCUCCUCCCCCGCCUGGGCCCCGCCGCCGCCGCCUCUUCUCCCCUCCCCGUUCUCACCCCCCCCCUUCCUGGAACUCGGCGGCGGCGGAGGAGGAGGAAGAAGGCGAGGGAGGGGAGCACCAGCCGCCGCCGCCGAGGACCCCGGCCCGGCCUUCCCGCGGAAUCUCGCCCGGCAGGGCCUGACUGGCUGUUAGGUGACAGCUUAUCAACACAGUUCUCUCAGAGUAGCCAAAAAGUAGGCAGCUCAUGACUUCUGAUCAGGACACUAAAGUUGUGGCUGAACCGCAGGUGCAGCAAGUACAAGAAGUUAAAGACAGUUCUCAUCUAGAAUCGGCCAAGGUUUCUGAAUUAAAUCCAAAUGCUAAAGUAUGGGGGAAUCACAUGUUACACCUGGAAGCCGGUGGUGCUACUGAUGGCGGUGUAAGCAAAACCUGGGAAGAAAUUCCAGACCAUCCACCAGAUUCAUGCAAAGAAGUUUUGUCUGCAGGGUUGGAGGCCAAUGGUGAUGGUGACAAAAAACACCAGAAUGAAUCGCUAAUGGAUAUGCAAGAACCGUCACUCACAGUUCCAGCAUCAGACCAAACCGAUAUGAACCCUUUGACUCUUGAUCAUUCAGACUAUGAAUCUCUGCACGAAAACACUCAGACAGGAGACAAAGAGCAGCUGCAGCCAGAAGGUCAAGAAGACCUGCGAGAGGUGCUUAAAAAAACACUGGAGUUCUGUUUAUCUAGAGAGAAUCUUGCCAGCGACAUGUACCUAAUCUCUCAGAUGGACAGCGAUCAGUACGUGCCAAUAAUGACAGUAGCUAACCUCGAUCACGUCAAGAAACUGAGCACUGAUAUGGAUUUGAUUGUUGAAGUGCUGCGAUCAUUGCCUUUAGUCCAAGUGGACGAGAAGGGCGAAAAAGUCAGGCCAAACCAGAAUCGCUGCAUUGUGAUUUUACGUGAAGUUCCUGAAUCCACUCCUAUUGAAGAGGUUGAAGCACUCUUCAAGGGAGACAACCUGCCUAAGUUCAUCAACUGUGAAUUUGCCUAUAAUGACAACUGGUUUAUUACGUUUGAGUCAGAAGCAGAUGCACAGCAGGCUUACAGAUACCUUAGAGAAGAAGUGAAAACUUUCCAAGGAAAACCGAUUAAGGCAAGAAUAAAAGCAAAGGCGAUAGCUAUAAAUACAUUUUUGCCAAAGAAUGGAUACAGACCUCUGGAUAUGAACAUCUACACACAGCAGCGUUAUACAACAUCAUUCUACUUACCUCCAGUAUACAGUCCCCAACAGCAGUUCCCACUUUACAGCUUAAUUGCCCCACAGACUUGGUCAACGACACACAGCUAUCUCGAUCCAUCUUUGGUAACGCCGUUUCCAAAUACUGGGUUUAUCAAUGGUUUUACAUCUCCGUCUUUCAAGCCUACUGCUUCUCCACUGACUUCGCUCAGACAGUAUACUCCAAGAAACAGGAACCCCAGCAAAUCACAUCUACGGCAUACAAUACCCAGUGCAGACAGAGGACCUGGACUUUUAGAGAGCCCCACCAUAUUCAAUUUUUCCACGGAUCGCUUAAUCAACGGUGUCAGGAGUCCACAAACAAGGCAGCCGGGUCAAAAUAGAACACGGAUUCAAAGCACUUCAAGCUACACCAAGAGGGAAGUAGGGAGUGGCCGAGUAGAACCCACUACUUCAGACUCGUCCCCGAGCUUAGGACGAGGAAGAAAAAAUUCGUACGGCUAUCGGAAGAAGAGAGAAGACAAGUUCGCGAGAGGGCAAACACAGUCUCCUCCCCCUCCAAAGCCUCCAUCGCCAAGCUUUGAACUGGGCUUGUCCAGUUUCCCUCCAUUGCCAGGAGCUGCCGGCAAUCUCAAGACAGAAGACCUGUUUGAAAACAGAUUGUCCAGCGUGGUAGCGGGCACGUCAAAAGAGCGGAACCUCAAUGUGGACGCAAGUACAAACACUGUUCCGUCAGGAAUUCCUCGAGAGCCUUUGUUGCCGGUUUCUUCUUCUUCUUCUCUGCCAGGGGCGUUUGAAAGGUCUCCUUCCCCAUCCCAGCCUCCUGACGACUCCAAAGCUACGGACAAGCCACAGAGAGAGACACAAAACACGGAAAGACUUUCUUCCACGCUCACAACCGCUUGUAAAUCAGUACAAGUCAACGGGGCUGCCGUAGUGGAGUUGCGAAAGCCGAGUUACGCGGAGAUCUGCCAGAGGACAUCGAAGGACCCGCCUCCACCGCAGCCCCAGAAAGAACAGAAGCCAAACACUGUCAGCUGUGGGAAAGACGAACGGAAGCCCACAGAAACACUAGAGCGGAGCAAAGAGGCCCCUCCGGUCAAGUCAAGCCCAGGGCAGCCCAAAGACCAGAGGGGACAGUUGGGACGCCGAUCACCACCCCCUCCAGCUGCUGGGAAACGCCUCACUAAAGAACAGAGCACCCCUCCCAAAUCUCCUCAGUGAAACUAGCGCUGCGGAGGGAUUCAAACAGUUCUGCUAUCCAUGAAGUAAACCCACGUGGCCACUCAGAGUACACAGAACGAGUUGCUGGUUAGGAGCUUGCAGUGGGUCUUGAGUCUAUGCGAUUCCUGCAGGGGUGGUUUUUUUUUCUUUUGUGGUUUUUUUCCUUUUCUAAAAUAGAUUCCUCCUUCACUUUCCUUGCACCUCUGUCCCCCCCCCCACCACCACCAAAUUCCCCCUUGAGCAAACAGUCUACUCUGUCAGGGUUUAAUUAAUCUAAACCUUACGUUUAGAUUGGUGCUUAACCGGUGGUGAUGCCUAAAUUUUUUUUUCCUCUCCAGAUGGAAAAUAUGUUUACCUGACAAAAACUUUUUUUUAUGAAGCCUUCCAGCAGCUGUGUGAAUACAAAAAUUAACUAACGAUUUCCCCCCCUAAUCUGUUAAGCAGAGUUCUGCUUCAGUAGUUUUUUUAAAUAACUGGUAUGAAAUGCGUACCUUCUAAAAUGGCGAAAGGGUUCAUAACAGCAGCUAAUGUUUAGAGUGCGAGAAAAGCAAGCAGUUUUACAAGAUGGCAAAAAAAAUUUUCCUUUUAAAUUCUGGCUAAUCUAGCACAUCCGUAUAGAAAACCUUUUUUUUUUUUAGUUUUAAAAAUAAAUCGGAAUCUAAAGAUUUUAAAGUGCAACUUUUUUUUUUUUUUUUGGUCCAGCCAAAAGUAAGUCCCUUAAAGAUCACCCGGUGGGAGGCUUUUCUAGUAUAUUUGUCGGGAUGGACAGCAAGCAAGUAACCAGCUUCUCAUAAAUAAAACGGUUCCUUAAAUUUCAGGAAAUGAAAAAAAAAGCACAUUGUGAAUAAAAAAAAUAAGUAUAUAAACCCUUAUUUAUGGCAGAUGUCAGUUGAUGGCUGUUUUUCACAAGAUAGCACAACGGCACUCUCUUGAGGAGGAUCUCCUUUGUUGCCGCUCAGUUGGAGGGAAUUAGAGUCACCACUGUCCUUUCUGGUUUACCCCUGUGCAAGUUUUUUUAACUAUGCUCGAAGUGCUCUUUGAAAGAGUUCAUAUCUUAAUCAGCCAAAGUGCUGCCAUCUUUCUGUACCUACAAACAUUGGCAUUUGGAUUUAAAUUUUUUUCAGUCCGAAAGAUAAUGGAGUUCUCUUUUUUGUGUGUGCACGUGAGGUGAAGGAAGAGACCCCCUGUUUCUGUCUGGGGUGAGGUUUGUCACGCUUCCUUUCGAAGUGACAUGCUUUCUGAAGGACGAGGAUGCACUAAAAAUUAGCAAGUUUCUAAUAAAGUUGACUAUAAAUUAUUCUUUUUAUUUUAAGAUGCCUAAAGGGUUUUUUUUUCUUUUGAGUGUUUGAAGCAGCAGGUAGUUCGGAUGAAAAUGUGUUCCUGCUGAAUACGGUUUAUUCCACACACACAAAAAAAGGUUUAUUUAAACAACUGAUUUUUUAAAAGAAUUAUUUCCAUCCAAUAUUUAAAGACUUGAAUUUUAUUUAAACUUGAAAAUGACUUUGCCUUAACUUUUGUAUAAGACAGCUUAGAGUUACUGAAGUCUGACCCCUUUCGAAGGGUUAGUGUGGGUGGCGCAUACAGAAUUACUCAGUUUUACAGUGUGUGUAUUGCCACUGAUCUGAUUGAGUAAGCAUACUAUAGUACAGGAUCUAGCGGUGGUUUUUUUGUAAUAUACCUUAAAAGAUCUUAGGCAGUUGAUCUUUUUCAAAAUGUUGAAAAAAUCUGUAAAUGGAAAUAGUCAAUACUGUAUUAAAUAUGUGCACUUGGAAGUGUGUGCUUUGAUUGUACAGUUGUAAAUAAUCAGAACAUAUAAAAAGGUACCCUUAAAAACUGAUAAAAAUUAUUGAUAUAUUAUAAAUGUUGCUGUUGAGCUGGAUGUAGAUAAACUAAAUGUUGUGGUUUGAAUAUUACUUUUAAUUUGUUGGGUUUUUUUCCUUGUUACUUUUUUCCUUUAUUCCGGUAUGCUGAGCUGAUUCUGCCUCUUCACUGCAAAAGGGAAUUGGAGAAAGUCCGUCUUUAAAAUCCCUGAAAUUUUUUUAAAAAAUAUUUUGGGCGUGUGUGUUUCAACCAGUGUGAAGACUUGGUUGUGCACUGUAAUUUUCACUUCUGUUCUUAUAAGCUGCAAUUAAUAUAUAUUUUUAAAGAAAUCCUGAGUUAGAAAGCAGUUGCCACACACAGAGACACACACAAACCUCCCCAAAUUGCUUUUCUUUAGGCCAAACCUUUAGCAGCUAAUUGUGUUGGAUUUAAGUUUCCACGUGGCUAUAAAAAGAUCCAGGGCAGUUGAUUUCCUAGCAUAGAUUGCUGCUAUUUUUUUAAUUUUUUCCAUUUUAGAUACCCAGCCUGCUUUUUGCACUGCGGAAUUCAAAAUCAGCAAGCUGGGAUCUGUUUGUUUGUUCCUUUCUUUUUAAAAGGCACACUUGGAAUUGCUGAGGGAAGAGGCGGGAUUCCUAACAUCAGUCGAAAAAAUCACCAAACUGAUGCUGUUGUUGGGUUUUAACGUUCAUCUUUUACCCAGGAAGCAGUGAAAAUGGCAGUUAGAUUAGGAUAUGAUGUGGGCCAACUAUGGGCUUUUUGCUUGCCUGUUGGAAGCACGCAGUAAAGGGCUGCAAUCAACAUUGGAUGCGGCCGCAGCAAGUGUGCAGUGAAUCAUCACGGCCAACCGAUGCAUUGUCAUUCAUGUUAUGCAGACCGGCAGGUGGGUCGCACUGUUCUAAUGCAUUCUGCAGCUGCUUGUACUAGGUUAAUACACUGUAAUUAUUUCUCACCCAAAUAACAGUCUGUAUAAAAGAAAUUUAAAACUUUACUGUGAUAGCUUUUAUUUUUUAAAAAAAGAGCAAGAGUGAUAUGCCAAAUACCGUUUCCCAAUCACUUUAAUAUUUCCCACUCAGACAGUAAGGAACUACUGGCGUGAAGCUGAUGUCUCACAGACCUGUUGACAUACAGCUGUUCAAAUCUGGCAUUUUUAAAAAGAGAGCGCUUCUCUGGGAUCUGAGUUGCAGGUUAAAGCAAUAGGGGCUAGUUUACAAUUAACAUAUUAAAAUAAAUUCUUGUAGGAUUGCUUUGGUUCUCUUCAUAUGGAAGUAUAAUGCAGGUUUUCUGAGACUUUGUUAAAGGAAUGUAUUUAAAACGAGAGUUUACUUCUGAAUAUUUAUGCGUACAUUAAUUUUGCGCCAGCCCUCCCUGUCCUCCCCCCCCCUUCUGCUUUUACAUUCUGUCAUAGAAAACUGGUAACUUCUCAGUCCUUGGGUGGGCGGUGCCUCCUAUCUAAAGACAUAAUUGAUUGGCCCAGAGGUCCCUUUAAUUUCUAAAUGUGUUGCAGUGUAUCAUGAUCAACCACUGAUGCUUAAGGAUCCAGACCUGUCUCUGUAUUCCUUGUAGCUAGCUGCAGUUUUUACAUGUUCUGUUAUCUAUUACGUGGAUUGCAGCAGACAAUCGGAGACACCCGCAGGCUGACAGCUGCCGAGUUAGGAAACAGAAAGUAUAAUACAGAGGAGGCCUUUUUGGGGAGGGGUUUCUGUUUUGUUCUUCUUCCAUUUAAGACUGGAAUCAAGCUUACAUGUAAACUAUUGGUAAUUUAAGUUUCCUUUUUUGUGUCAUAAAAUGUACGACUGUCUAAAAAAAAUGUAGGUUAUGAAAAAUAAAGAUUUAGGCACUGUUGAAUUUCUCUUUUUUUAAAUUAAAUUUCUUACAACAGUA